AUGCUUGGUAAUAAAAAAUUUGACGUGGACCGCAAUGAGAACAUAAUUGUCGAUGGUGUGCGAUAUGCUGACACACCCGGUCUUUACGAGUUGAUUUUUAAGAGAAUUCCCGUUGAUCUUAUUUAUACGGAAAACGAUUUGCAAAAGUACAAGAGCAUAUUGUUAACUACAAGCGCACAUAGAAAAAAUUACACCGCGAAGAAGCAAUUACGGGGCAACAGAGGAUACAAGUGCAGACACGUGAUCGCACCAUUGAUGUCGUUUUUAUUCAGUCACUUACCGGAUUCUCCUAAUUCAUUGAUUAAUUAUCGGUUAGUGGGCAAAAUUCACAUCCCACGGAAAUCGCGACCCCAUCGCCAUCGCCCGAAUCGUCUCCGGGAAUACUUCGGGAGGCAAGUCGUUAUCCUCGAGUGCCUCUGGGCAAUCCUAAGGAUAAGGGAACGGGAGAAUUUGCGCCAGGAACCGGCUCCUGGAUGGGCACCAUCUUUGGAGAUACCUCCGCUUAUCCCAGAGGAACGCGACCCACCUUCCCCUUCCUCAUCUUCUCCGUCCCCUGCUCCCUCUAUCUCCUCUCUACUUACAUAUAGGAUCGCUCCAGAUACCCCUUCGUACUCGCCUAUCCUCGAAGAUUCCGUUGAUCUCCCUUCCCCCUCGUACUCGCCUGUUCCCGAAGACCCCGUUGAUUUUCCCUCCCCCUCGUAUUCGCCUGUCCCAGUUGAUCUCUCUAAUCCUUCUUCUCCCUUGAGUCCUGCGCCUAGCGUGGAAUUCAUAGAGGAAAUUCCCCCUCCUCCCUCACCAGUGAAUUCCACGUCCAGCGUGGAAUUCCUAGAAGAAGUAAUUCUCCUUUCCGACCACGAUCCUGAAGAUCCACCUACCACCGAAUCCACGUUAUUUUAUAAUUAUUACCACUCCUAAAUAGUAAAUUAACAAAUGCGUCAAUUCCAUCUUCUCCUACACAAAUGUAAUAGAAUUAAGUUUUUUAUUUUUUUAUUUUAUACUAUAAC
Molecule: messenger RNA, 1004 nt
Organism: Solenopsis invicta (red fire ant)
Lineage: Eukaryota; Metazoa; Arthropoda; Insecta; Hymenoptera; Formicidae
Exons: 2
Coding region: 1-915 (304 amino acids)
Source: RefSeq, a predicted model, not a curated record